UUCUGAAGGUGCAGAAACCAGCUAGUCCUUGGGAAUUCUACAUAUGCCAUGAACUAAGACAGCGUCUCAAAUUGCAUGCCCAUGCAAAAAUAUUCUUGACUCUGUCAUGAGGAUCAACAGGGGAUAUUUCUUCUCUAAUGGAUCAGUUCUUGCAAAUCGGUAUCAUAAAUUCGGAACUCUACUAGAUGCUGUUAAUGGAUACAAAUCUAUAGGCAGUUCCAUGCCUGAAGAAAUGGCAAUGUACUUCAUGGUGGAAGUACUAACCAUCCUAGAAGCACUACACAGCUGUAGUAUUAUACAUGCUGAUGUGAAGCCUGAUAAUUUUCUCAUACGAAACAUUCCACGCGUCAAUAACGAGGUUGCUACACCUGCUGAGAGUUUUGCCAAUUGUCCAACCUCCCUCAAGCUUAUUGAUUUUGGACGAAGUAUUGAUAUGAAGAGAUUUCCUGAAGGAACAACUUUUACAGAAAAGGUGACAACUGAAGGAUUUACAUGCUGUGAAAUGAGGGAGGGUGCUCCUUGGACUUACCAGACAGAUUUAUAUGGUGCAGCAGCCUUAGCUCACUUGUUCCUCUUUGGAACAUACAUGGAAGUUGAGAAAAAUAGAGGCAAAUGGAAUAUCAAAGGCGUUACUUUCAGAAGGUACCAUCAGACAGACCUCUGGGAAUUGGUGUUCUCCACACUCUUGAAUGUCCCAUCUUGUUCUUCAAUUCCCAGUCUUAGCCAGCAGGAGAAAAUUAUGACCAGAUUUUUCCAGAUGGAACGCCGUAAAGAGAUGAAUUCGAUGUUCAGUCGUCUUACGUCUUUGGUUGCUCAUCGCCGAUGAGUUGGAAGUUCCCAAGCUAUUAACUUCAAUGUGAAUGUUUUUAUUAUAGAUUUUUAUUGAAGUAUUUCUCCCAAAGGGCACCUCUAUACAAGUAAAUUUAAAUUUGACUAGUAGCGAUCAUUAAAUCACAGAUUUUGCAGAAUGUAGACCAUUUAUUUUGAAGAGAAUAAUAAAUGGCAGCUUAGAAUGGCCAAAAACCAUUUUGAAAAAUUAUUGAAAGAUUUUUUUUUCUGUGUAUAGAAGUAAGUUUUUAAUCUGUAUGGAAAUUAAACUGCAGGUGAUGAAAUAAUGUAAGAAACUACUUUUAGAAAACUUCAGUUGUAGAUGAUUGACACAAAAGCCAUGUAGUAAUUAGAACCUUAAAAAAUAAUUUUGUCUGCACAGCAGGCUUCAAGUCUCUGGAUAGAAAAAAACUGUAAUGAAAUAAUCUUAUCUCGGAAAUAAAUGUACAGUCAAAUCGUACUAUUAUGAACUUGGGCCACCAUAACUGAAUUUCUGGUUUAAAUACAUAAAGCUAGGUGGCAUAACCACACGAAAAAUGUUAGUGCAGUGCCUAAAACUUGUUGGAGAAUAACAUUUUAAAUACUGUAUAGAUUGAGAUGAAGUUCAAGAUUUUUAAUCCCAAAUUUUUAGUAUUUUCAAAUGAAAUCUAUAAGCUGUAAUUCCUGCACUUAAGAAUAAAAGAGCACUGGUCCAUGCUAGGCAGGUUCAUUUCAAUCUUAUAUUUAUCUAUUCUGUUUUUAAAGCUACACACCCUGUUAAGUCUUGAUCUUGGCUUAUUCUUUCUUUUAUUUAUAACUCUUGCCAAACUGUUUCUUUCCUAUAUGUGGAAAUCUGAAUUUAGCCAACUUGAAUUGUGUAAAAGUUGUUCUUGUUUAGAUAUCCUCAGCAUCCUGUAAUAUACCUGUGACUGAUUUAGAUUUUUUUAUCUCUGCCUGCAUGCAGCUAACAAUGGAUACAAUAUUUCCUCUUCUAGCUGUUUUCAUAUAGGCCAUUCUUUUUAUUUAAGUAUGUAUAGGGGUACAAUAAUUUGUGGAAUUGGUAAUUUAUUAUAAAAUUCAACCAUGAAGCAUGUAGUAUUUGUUGUAAUGUUUGUGUUAUGAUCAGUAAGUGACAGCAUCAUCGCUCAUCAAACUUUUACAGUUUACAUUACAAUGUAAUAAUCCCUAGAUAUUUUUUUAACACGCUGGCCAUUUCCCACAGAAGUAGUGUGACCCAAAAAGAAGCGCUUUCACCAUCAUUCACACCGUCACUGUCUUACCAGACGCGUGGAGAUAUGACAGUUUAGAUGUCUCUGAACAGCAAAUAUCCCGAACCCCUCUAGAGUGCAGGCACUGUUCUUCCCACCUCCAUGUAAAAUAUUGUGCUCUGUAUUACUUUUACAGAAAAACUUAUUUUUACUCUACUUUUCUGUGGUUCAACUUAAAAAUAAGUGUGAUUUACCCAUGUUAAGACAUUUAGUUAGGGAUAGUGAAUUUGACUC
Cherax quadricarinatus is the source of this 2309-nucleotide messenger RNA. The record is from RefSeq and is a predicted model, not a curated record. NCBI's taxonomy places the organism in Eukaryota, Metazoa, Arthropoda, Malacostraca, Decapoda, Parastacidae.